Molecule: messenger RNA, 2263 nt
Organism: Cydia strobilella
Lineage: Eukaryota; Metazoa; Arthropoda; Insecta; Lepidoptera; Tortricidae
Exons: 9
Coding region: 116-1834 (572 amino acids)
Biological process (GO): long-chain fatty acid metabolic process; fatty-acyl-CoA biosynthetic process
Cellular component (GO): mitochondrion
Molecular function (GO): long-chain fatty acid-CoA ligase activity
Source: RefSeq, a predicted model, not a curated record
GCCCGGCCGGCGUGCGGGCGGUACGUAUUUAAAGUAGGAUAGUGUAAGGUCAUAUAAUGAUGUUAUAAAAAACUUAGUGGCAGUGAUAAAAAAGGAUUACAGGCCGGUCACAAAAAUGGCAUCAAAGUCAUUAUUCGCUGCAAAUCGAACUGUAGCGCUAACAAAAAAGAGUCUGAAAUGCCUUAGCAGCGUGCGGAAAUUCUCUGAAACACCUUGGACUCAUGAAGGAAUCAUAAAAUCGCCUUUCAAAGACAUUGAAGAACCGACGUGUACGCUGUAUGAGUCCGUGUGGAAAAAUUUGGAGAAAUGGCCAGACCGGACUAUGGCGGUUUGCGGCAUGACAGGGCGUGGCUACACCUACUCGCAGGGCUUCAAGCUAUCGUCCGCUUUCGCGGCGAACCUGCGCGGCAAGCUGCGUGUGCGCGACGGUGACGCCGUGGCCGUCAUGCUGCCCAACGUACCCGACUACCCCGUCGUGGCCUUGGGAAUAUUGGAAGCUGGUGCUGUCAUCACCAGUAUCAACCCUAUUUACACUGCGCAUGAAGUCCAUCGCCAACUCGUGAUGUCAGGCGCAAAAGUGAUAGUCACGGUACGAGAGACAACUGACGUCGUCAAAGCCGCUCUUAAAAUGGCAAAAUUGGACAUUCCCAUCAUUGUAGUUAGAACUGAAGAUACAGAUGUUCCAGUUGGCACGAUACGGUUCAAAGAACUAAGCGUUGACGUCCAUGUUGAUCUGUCACCGUUGAAAAAAGUCAGACGAAAAGCUGAAGAUGUAUGUUUCUUGCCUUAUUCGAGCGGUACAACAGGAGUGCCAAAAGGAGUAGAGUUGACGAAUAGGAAUUUAGUGGCAAAUUGUGAACAAAUGAACGAGCCCAUAAUAAAAACACAUAAUGUUACAACAGCAACCCACCAAGACGCCGUUAUGGCAGUGCUGCCAUUUUUCCACAUAUACGGCGCAGAGGUGAUGAUGUUCCACAAGUUAUCCCAGGGAAUUAAAUUGGUGACCCUGCCAAAGUUCCAGCCUCAACUGUUUCUGCGAACCUUGGAAAAGUAUAAGACCAAUGUUUUGUACGCUGCUCCUCCUAUUGUGUUACUGAUGGCUUCACAUCCAGCUGCAUCUCCAGAAACAUUCCAACAUCUGGAGGUGAUCAUCAAUGGAUCUGCUCCCCUGACAACCGCAGAUGCUGAUAGAUUCAUCGAAAGAGCCAAGAGAAAAUUUGACUUCAGGCAAGGCUACGGUCUAACAGAAACUUCACCGGUGGUGACAGUAACUCCAAGAGGCAAUGACAACUAUGGAUGUGUUGGUCUUCCUGUUCCAAAUACUGAACUUAAGAUUGUCGAUGAAAAUCUUACAACUCUUGGACCUAAUGAGAAAGGAGAACUGUUGAUUCGUGGCCCACAAGUCAUGAAGGGAUAUAGAAAUAACGACAAAGCAAAUAAAGAAGCAUUUACUGACGAUGGGUGGUUCAGAAGUGGAGAUUUGGCCAUCGGAGACGAGCACGGCAUCAUUACUAUAGCUGAUAGAUUAAAAGAACUUAUUAAGGUCAAGGGCUUCCAAGUUCCGCCAGCUGAAUUAGAAGGUGUCCUUCGCGAUCACCCAUCAGUAGACGAUGCUGCAGUUAUCGGGGUUCCCCAUGAGACCAACGGAGAAGCGCCCAAAGCCUUCAUUGUGCUGAAGAAGGGACACAAUGUAGCUCGAUCAAAUAUAUGCGAUUUUGUGAAGGAGAGAGUAGCUGAAUACAAAAGGAUAAAUGAUGUGACGUUUUUGGAUGAGUUACCGAAGAACUCGACUGGAAAGAUACUAAGGAGAGAGUUAAAAGAGAAAUAUACGUAAAUUUUCCAUUAUCCCUAGGAAAGUUUGUUCCUUGAAGAAAACGAUAAUAAUUUGAAGCAAAGAUCUCCGUAAUAGAUGGAUACAGUCUAAGGAAAAAACGUGGAAGAAUUUAGGAAGAAGAAGAAGUAAGGAAAAAUUUAUCCAUUAUAAUUACAUUUUAUGGUAUUUUUAUACAUCUUCAUUUUUAGUUUUAAUCAUGUGUCGAUAGAUAGCAGUGAAUUACUGUGGCUACAAAAUUUACUAUGACAGUACCGCUAUAUCCUAUCAUGGGGUGUGUUAUUUAUCGAUUUGAACACUCGACGACUCCACUUACCGACUAUAAGUAGGUAAUUAAUGGUAAAAGAUAUUCAUGGAACGAUGUAAAUAAAUUGUAAAGUACUGUAUAAUAUUAAGGGUAAAGAUAAUAAAUAUAUAUUUUUUACAACACAA